This is a messenger RNA of Anolis sagrei ordinatus, 3232 nucleotides long. It is a transcript of the gene SEZ6, whose product is annotated as seizure related 6 homolog. Gene Ontology annotation, cellular component: dendritic spine; dendritic shaft; endoplasmic reticulum. The record is from RefSeq and is a predicted model, not a curated record. Gene Ontology annotation, biological process: regulation of dendrite development; synapse maturation; regulation of protein kinase C signaling. NCBI's taxonomy places the organism in Eukaryota, Metazoa, Chordata, Lepidosauria, Squamata, Anolidae.
GAGGAGGCGUGGCGUGGGCCGUGGAUUGGGGGGCGCCUCUCUUCGGAGGAUUACGGCACACGGCGCUGCUGUCCGCGGUGCUGAAGCUGGAGAGAGAGGAAGGAAGGAAGGAAGGAAGGAAGGAAGGAGAAGAAAGAAAGAAAGCAGAGGAGGAGAGGAGCAGCCGAGAGGGUCCGAGGAGGGACCCCGUCUCCAACCCCAAAGGAGAGAAGGAGGCCAGGGCGAAGGGGAGACCCUGGAGGGGUCAAAGGCGGAGAAAGGGGGACCCCAAGAAGCCCAUCACCCCCCAAGAGGGACCCAGCCAUGGCCAUGAAGGGCUGGCCGGUGGUCCUGCUCUUCGCCUUCGCCACCGCUUUGGGUCUCCGGGAUCAAGGUCUCUCCGAGGGGAAGACUGACCAUCCCAUUGUCCCCGAGGUCCCAACGGCGGCCCCGACCCCGGAAGAGAGGGAGCGCGAGGAAGAAGCCCCCUUUGCCACCACGGCGCCCACCUUGAAGCUCCUGGACCACCACCCGCCCCUCGAGAACUUCCUCCACGGGGCCCUGCUCAAGAAGGACUACUUCCUGCCCGAGGGACUCCUCGAACCCGGGGCCGGAGACCCCAAGGUGGACCCCACCCAGGCCCAAGGCACCACUGACCGGCCGGCCAGCUCUAUGCGGCCGGAAUUUGGCCGGACGGAGACACCGGGACCUCUUGGCUUCUCGAAUUCGGAACCAGGGACUCUGGCGGCCACCACCAUCGCGGCCACUGUGCCGUCUCCAGGCGGUCCUUGCAGCUGGAACCUGACGGGCCCGAAAGGGUCCUUGGCCUCGCCACUGCCCUCCGGCCUGCCCUACAAGCCUGGCGUGACCUUGGAGUGCGUUUACUCCAUCUCCGUCUACCCGGGAUACGGGGUCGAGAUCCGGGUGCAGAACAUCAGCCUCUCGGAAGGCGAGACGGUCACCAUAGAGACUUUGGGAGGAGUGGAUCCCAUCGCUCUGGCCAACGAGUCCUUCCUAAUGCGGGGUCAAGUGAUCCGGGGACCGACCAAUCAGGCGCUGAUCCGCUUCCAGAGCCCCUGGCCAGCCAAUCCGGGAAGCUUCCACUUCCACUUCGAAGCCUACCUUCUGAGCUGCGCCUUCCCUUCCCGCCCGGCCUACGGAGACGUGGCGGUCACCAGCGUCCACCCCGGCGGCCACGCUUGUUUCUCCUGCACCAACGGCUACCAACUGACCGGCCAGCGCUGCCUCACCUGCCUCAACGCCACCCACCCCUUUUGGGACGAACGGCUGCCGACUUGCGUGGCGUCCUGUGGUGGCGUGGUCCGCAAUGCCAGCACGGGCCGGAUCGUGUCCCCGGGCUUCCCCGGCAACUACAGCAACAACCUGACUUGCCAUUGGCUGCUGGAGGCUCCUCCGGGGCAGCGGCUGCACCUGCAUUUCGAGAAAGUCUCCCUGGCCGAGGAUGAUGACCGGCUGAUCAUCCGCAACGGGAACGACAUUGAGGCGCCGCCGGUGUACGACUCCUACGAGGUCGAGUACCUCCCCAUCGAGGGCUUGGUCAGCGCCGCCCGUGGGUUCUUCGUCGAACUGACCACUGACAGUAGUGGCGUGGCGGCCGGUGUGGCCCUGCGCUACGAGGCCUUCGAGCCGGGCCAUUGCUACGAGCCCUUCGUCAAGUACGGCAACUUCACGGCCAGCGACGCCUCCUACGCCGUGGGCACCACCGUGGAGUUCGCCUGCGAGGCCGGCUACACCCUGGAGCAAGGAUCUGUCAUCAUCGAGUGCGUCGACCCCGAAAACCCCCAGUGGAACGAGACUGAGCCCGCCUGCAGAGCGGUGUGCAGCGGGGAGAUCACGGACGCGUCCGGCGUGGUCCUGUCCCCGAACUGGCCGGAGCCCUACGGCAAGGGCCAGGACUGCAUCUGGGGCCUCCACGUCGAGGAGGACAAGCGCAUCAUGCUGGACGUCCAAGUCCUGCGCUUGGGCCAGGGGGACGUGCUGACCUUCUACGACGGGGACGACCUGACGGCGCACAUCCUGGGCCAGUUCUCGGGCCCACGCCGGCGCUUCCGCCUCUUCACCUCCAUGGCCGACGUCACCGUCCAGUUCCAGUCGGACCCCGGGAGCAGUGGACUGGGCUACCAGCAUGGCUUCGUCAUCCACUUUGCCGAGGUGCCCCGCAACGACACCUGCCCGGAGCUCCCCGAAAUCCCCAACGGCUGGAAGACGUCCUCGCACCCGGAGCUGGUCCACGGCACGGUGGUCACCUACCACUGCUACCCGGGCUACGAGCUGGUGGGCACAGAGCUGCUGAUGUGCCACUGGGACCUGGUCUGGAGCGGAGACCUGCCCUCCUGCCAGAGAGUGACCGCUUGCCACGACCCGGGAGAGGUGGAGCACAGCCGGCGCGUGGUCUCCCAGGAGGGCUUCCCCGUGGGCGCCACCGUCCACUUCCUCUGCGACAAGGGAUACGUCCUGGCCGGGAGCCCCGAGAUCGCCUGCCACGACCGCCAGGCCGGUGGGCCCAAGUGGAGUGACCGCCUGCCCAAGUGCAUCCCCGAGGUCUACGAACCCUGCCACAACCCUGGGGUCCCCGAUCACGGGAUGCAGACCCCCGAGAAGAGGGUCUUCCAGGCCGGGGCUUCGCUGCGCUUCUCCUGCGCCACCGGAUACGUCCUUUUGGGCAGUGCCAGCCUCCGCUGUGUCCCGGGUCACCCUUCCCAAUGGAGCGGGUCCCCGCCCAUCUGCAAAGCCGCUUCUUACGAUGAGUUCUACACCAAUCGCAACUUGGACGCCGUGGCCAAAGUGGCGCCGGCCGAGGACCCCCUCCACGGCACCAGUAUGGCCUUUGCCAUCUUCCUCCCCGUGGCUGCCGUGGCCCUCCUCUUGGGCGCCGUGUACCUCUUCAUCUCCAGGCACCAAGGCAAGCCCUCUCUGUCCCUGCCGCGGUCGGAGUCGCCCCCCUACGACCACAUUGCCGUGGAUUCGGCCUUCGACAACCCCACCUACGAGACCGGAGCUUUUUUCUCUGCAGGACCUGCGGGAGUAUGAAGUCUCCAUUUAGGGCAGACUGGCCCUCGAAGGAGCCGGAAGGGAGACCUCCGGACCCCCAAACUGACCGACUGGCUGGACCAUGGCAAAGCGGACUUGUACAUAGCCCCCCACCCCACCCCUCCCGCCCUCAAGAUCUGGAGCCAGAAGAGGACUCUCGAACCUGGGACUCGUCGUCGCCUUGCAAUCCACUGCCCCCCCC